UAUCAUCAAAUUAAAAUUGUUAUUAUCUCAACAUGAGUAGUAAUUGUAAAAAGUUAUCUUUUGGUGUUUGCUACCAAACCUAGUAAGAAAAGGAUAAGAAAUUGUUUUUUAAAAAAUUAAAAGCCUAGAGUUUUCUUUCACUUGGGAUUCUUCUCCUCUAUAAAAUAUGGAGGACUAAUACAACAACCAUCAACAAAAUACAAAUGAGAAUUGAACGUCUUGAGCUUUACCACAUCAGACAAUCGUCAUAUGAUCAUAUAUGUAGUCUUUACUCAACUCACAAAUUUUUCCUUAUAUAAAUACAUUGCUUAGGACGCGUAAACAUAGGUGUAUCAAUGGCGGAACAGCUUCUCUUGUUUAAAUUUUCUUCCACCUGUCUGUAUUUCUUCUCAAGUUCAAAUUUUUGUCAAUUCUAUCAACCCAACAUUUUUGAUUCCAGGACCUUCCUCCUCUUCUUCUAGUUCAAUUUCCUUUGAUCAGUCUGUCAAUUUAUUAGUAGCUGACUGAAGGGCUUUCGGAGAAAGAGCCAAAUCCCUUUUGUUAUAUUGAUAGAGCUCCUUUGGUUUAAUUUGGAGAGUUAUCAUUGAAAAGAAUUAGGAGUUCAAAACACAAAGAUGGGAUUUUGGACAUUAUUAGAAGUGGCAUCAAUGCCAAUCGUGCAGGUGCUCCUUAUAAGCAGUUUAGGAGCACUUAUGGCUACUGAAUAUCUGAAUCUUCUGCCUGCUGAUGCUCGAAAGUCUCUAAACAAGAUCGUGUUCGUGGUGUUUACGCCGUCACUCAUGUUUGCUAGUUUGGCAAAGACGGUUACCCUUGAAGAUAUCAUAUCAUGGUGGUUCAUGCCAAUCAAUAUCGGCUUCACGUUUCUGUUUGGAGGAAUAUUUGGAUGGAUAGCCGUGAAAUUGAUAAAGCCAAAACCUCAUCUGGAAGGCCUUGUUAUGGCUGCUUGUUCAUCAGGAAACCUCGGAAACCUUCUGUUGAUCAUUGUCCCGGCAAUCUGCUCAGAGGAUGGCAGUCCAUUUGGUGAUCAUCAAGUUUGCUCUAGAAUGGGAAUGUCUUACGCCUCUUUUUCCAUGGCUCUUGGAGGUUUUUACAUAUGGACAUACACUUUCCAACUGAUAAAAACUUCCGCGGUGAGAUACAAAGCUUUAGUAGCAUCUGAGGAGGAUGAUUUAAAAGAACCCAACAAAGAUUUGGAUGCUGAUGAGAAAGCUAACCUUCUUGAGGCUGGAGAACGAGACCAUGCUUCUGCAUCUGCUAAAGCACCAGAAUCUACUGAAAACAAAAAGAUUGUGUCCCGAAAAUCGUCAUUCAUGUCAGAUGAAAGUAAGCCUUCGUUCUGGAUCAAAUUAGUAGGAAUCCUGCACCAGAUACUAGAGGAGUUAAUGUCGCCUCCAACAUUUGCCGCGAUUUUAGGAUUCAUCUUUGGCGCUGUUAAAUUUUUGAAAAACAUCAUCAUUGGAGAAAAUGCCCCACUCCAUGUGAUUCAAGACUCUGUCACAUUACUCGGAGAUGGAACUAUACCUUGCAUUACUCUUAUCCUCGGUGGCAACUUAACACAAGGAUUACGCCGCGGACAUUUGAAGCCGCUGGUCAUCGUUGCUGUCAUCUGUGUGCGUUACAUCUUUCUUCCUCUUAUUGGAAUUGGGAUGGUGAAAGCAGCAAAUCAUUUCGGGUGGCUUCCAUCAGAUCCCCUUUACCAUUUUGUCCUGAUGAUCCAAUAUGCUCUGCCACCAGCCAUGAAUAUUGGUACGAAACCUUUUUGCUUUGUUUUCCUGGUUGUCUAAAAUGAUUAAGCAUUGAGUUGGUGAAGAAAAUACUAAAUCACUCUCGCUUAAUCAAUCUUUGAUAAACCCUUUAUUGUUAUUGAUGGUAGGCACCAUGACACAACUCUUUGAUGUGGCUCAAGAAGAGUGUUCAGUUCUGUUCUUGUGGACUUACCUGGUUGCUGUGUUGGGGCUGACGGUAUGGUCCACAAUCUUCAUGUGGAUCUUGACAUAAACAGCUAUUUUUUGGUUGGCUCAUGCCAAACUUGUAGCGAUACUGUUAUAGUAAUAGAAGUAUAGAUUUGGUAAUUUUUGGAUCAAUCUUGGGAAAAAGUGCACAAAAAGAGACGGGUGGGAAAGAACCCACUAUACAGAAGUCAUGGAAGAAUAGGAUUAUAUCGCAAGUCAUUCUUGAUUAUUUUUCAGUAAGGAUUCCUAUUAUUAUUUCGAUUUGUUUGUUUUGUGGAUUAGAAUCACGAAAUAGGUCUCCAAGAAAAAGUUCACCAUUGAGGGUGAACAUGCUUGUUAAGGAUUUUGUUUGUUUGUUGCGUUGUUCUCGUGAUAUGUACAGACCGACAUAAAGUUUUAGUUUAGCCAUUGUCAGUUGUUGAUCUCAUAGCCAAGUUUGAAUGAAUCUUCUUACCAGCAAAACUUGAGCUUGAAUCAUUGAAGAUUCUCAAAAAAGAAUCCAAAGAAAUUCAUGUUACUCCUCCGUCCCAAGAAAAAUUGUUUCAUUUAUCGAACUGUUCUAGGAUCAAAGGAUUACGAUGACAAUGCAAGUGGAA
Oldenlandia corymbosa var. corymbosa is the source of this 2548-nucleotide messenger RNA. NCBI's taxonomy places the organism in Eukaryota, Viridiplantae, Streptophyta, Magnoliopsida, Gentianales, Rubiaceae. The record is from the annotation of a GenBank genome assembly.